UAUUCUGGCACAUUAAUAUUCUAAAAUAGAAGAGUACAGAUUCGAUUAUUAUUUUUAAUCUUGGCUAAACACCGCUUUGUUUGGUUUUAGAUUACAAACACAUAAUGUAAGCUACUUAAUAGCGAGAUAUGAAUUUAAUGCUCCCUCAUAUCAGUGUCGGGACUGCAAUUAUGUGUCUAAUAUUAACUACAGUGUCUGAAGUUUAUUUCUGUGCCUCGUGAACUUGCAUACAAAACGAGCUUCCUGCCUAUCGAACACUUGGGAGAGGGUCCGCUCGUCGUUGUCAUUCCUACAGACAUAUUAUCCUAUAAUUACAACGCUUUAAGAUGACCAAUCUUGAAUAUUUAGCCACAAUCGUUAUAAUUGUUCAGGUUUGUAUUGUGUCGUCUGCCGUGCUGAACGAAGACGCAAUACAGAGGGAAAAAUACACACAACAAAAGUACGAGCGCUAUCUAAACUACAUCCAGUACCCUUCCCUUGGUGGUUUAAACUUCACAAAUUUACCCGGAUUUGACUGUUUUAGCUCACCAGAAUGGCCUGGUUUAAGAAGAUUCGAAUUUAAAUGUAACGCCUUAACACCGUCCGAUGUUGUGCCUGAAAACGUCCAUUUACUUCGUCCAGCGGAUAUCAAAGUUAUUGGAGCAAUGGGCGACUCCCUCACGGCAGCGAAUGGAGCGGGUGCGUGUUUUUUACCUCAGUUAGCAUUGGAGUACAGAGGAAAAUCUUUCAGUCACGGAGGUGAUAAGACUUUUGCAAGGGUGCCAUCUUUAGCAAAUAUCUUGAAACAAUUCAACCCGGACCUGAAGGGAUACGGAGUUGAGACAGGCCGGUGGAAUAGUUCCAACGCCGGAAUGAACGUUGGUUUUCCCGGGGACGUAUCCUCAGAUAUGCCGACACAAGCGGAGAGACUGGUCGCAAAGAUGAAACGUGAUCCUGAUAUAGAUUUCUAUAACGACUGGAAACUUGUGACGUUAUUUAUUGGAGCCAAUGAUAUAUGUGAUUGGUGCAAAGACACCGCCUUAUACCAUCCACAGGUCUAUGUCGAUAACAUCAUGCAAUCCCUGCGAAUAUUACAAAAAAAGCUUCCGAGAACACUGGUGAACGUUGUGGGAGUACUUAACGUGCCAGAAGUCGAAGCCUUACGAGGACCCAUAUGUGACGUAUUUCAUUUACUUUGGUGUGACUGUGCAAUGUUUCUGGACGAAAAGGAACUAACAAAACUUACCCAGGUUACACGAGAAUACCAGCGACUGCUACAAGAGACAAUUGGUAGCGGUGUACUGGAUGGCAAACCAGACUUCACCGCAGUCCAUCAACCAUUCUUGCAUAACACCGGGGUACCGUUAACAGAGGUGAUGCAGUAUAACGUUGUAACUUUUAGUUAGUGUGGUACCAUAUAGGCCUAUCAUACAAUAUUGAUAAAGGCUAUGGCCGUAAGAAUAUUACAUUAUACAUUAUCCACAUUGUUGUUUCAAAAUCAAUAUCAAUUUAUAGUAAUACGAAUAUAUAUUAUUUAGACAGGGCCUAUAGGCAUAUGUUCACAAAGGUGACAAAAAUUGCAGUAUAAAUUUUGUUACUUUUAGCAGACACAGUGUGGUACCAG
Molecule: messenger RNA, 1603 nt
Organism: Anneissia japonica
Lineage: Eukaryota; Metazoa; Echinodermata; Crinoidea; Comatulida; Comatulidae
Product: phospholipase B1, membrane-associated-like
Exons: 11
Coding region: 327-1385 (352 amino acids)
Biological process (GO): phospholipid metabolic process
Cellular component (GO): brush border membrane
Molecular function (GO): phosphatidylcholine lysophospholipase A1 activity; A2-type glycerophospholipase activity; retinyl-palmitate esterase activity
Source: RefSeq, a predicted model, not a curated record